AUGGCUACGAGUAUGAAAAGUAUACAAUCGAAACGACGUGUGGAGAAAUCAUCUAUUUCACGCGCUUUAACAUUUGUUCAGGAUUUACCUGCUGAAAUAAGUGCUACACAAUUGGAGGCUCGUUUAGUCCGUUUGGAUGCUGCUUAUAACGAAUUAAGGGUACUGACAGGCGAGUUGUAUGAUUUCGAAGGGGAUAAGGAUUUUGUAGAUCCUGACGCGGAUUUUGCGGAAUAUGAGGGGAAAUAUUUUGUGAUUAAGGGUAUUCUUACGAAUUUGAUAAACUCUCAAACGCCCCAUGAAACGGUUUCUGAUCCGCAAAACGACGUUAUCAAUAGAUUAUCUGAACAACACUCCGCCUUGUUAAAUAGGCUUGAUACUCCGGUGACUACUCGCAAUGGCGAUGGUGAUUUGCCUAAAAUUAGAAUUGAACCCUUUACUGGGAAAUACUCCGAUUGGCCAUCUUUUAAGGAUCUUUUUAAUAGUGCUAUUGACUCCAGACCAAACCUGACUAACAUACAAAAGUUCCAUUACUUGAAGUCCGUUUUGAAGGAUGAUGCAGCUAACCUCAUCAAGCAUAUGCAGAUUACGGAUUUGUCAUAUUCUACUGCAUGGGAUCGACUCAAGGAACGUUAUGAUCGCCCGCGACACAUUGUGAAUUCCUAUAUUGAGACUUUUAUGUCAAUGUCGUCACUGAAGGAGGAAGAUUCUACUGGGCUUCGUAAGAUUUCUGAUGUUUCGAACGAGGUUAUUAGGGGUUUGGAGGCUAUAGGUUUCGAUGAGUGCGACCAUUGGUUAAUUCAUAUACUUCAGUCUAAGAUUGAUCCUGAUUCUCGUAGAAAGUGGGUUGAAAGUACGCGAGAUGAAACUAAACCUACGAUAUCAUCAUUCUUAACAUUUUUGGAUCAACGGUGUGAGGAAAUAGAGCUUGGUAAAAACCCUGAGAAGAAGAAUUAUGGCAAAUCAAUUGCUUCAAGGAAUUAUGGUAAAUCAUUGGCCUCAUCUACUACGAUGAUAGCUACUAAUGACGGUAAGCGUUGUGCAGAUUGCGGAUCUGUUGAACAUCAUAUCCAGAAAUGUCCACACUUCUUAUCAUUGGCUGUAGAUGAUCGACGUAAGAUUGUGAAGGAUAAACGCUUAUGUUUUAAUUGUUUACGAGGUGGGCAUACAGUUUAUGAAUGUAAAUCAAAGAGCAAAUGCCGUUCUUGUCAUAAUAGUCUCAUACACAAUUCGCAGCCCAGGGAGGUUGAUCAACAUGAAGUUGCUGCACCUAGUUCGAAUAUCGUUAAUUCUCCAACAGAAGUUACACAACAAAUAGCUUUGAAUACAAUGGUUUCACAUCCUGAAGCUGAUUCUUCAAGAAAACUCGACUUCAAACGCAUUCUGCCAACAGCAUUGGUUAAUGUUCGAGAUCGUGACGGUGGCUUCGUACCCUGCCGUGUUUUGCUUGAUACAGCAUCAGAAUACUCGUACAUUACCGAGGAUUGCAUCAGAAGAUUGGGAUUACCACGCGGUGCAUCACGUAUGCCACUCUCUGGAAUUCAGUCGAUCAAAGCUGACCCAACACGCGGUCAUACUUUCGUGCAUAUUGAAUCUAGAUUAUCACGGAAAUCAGUGGAUACCUUUGUACACAUUUUGGGGCAUAUAACGGCUUCUUUGCCUAGGUCGACGAUCACUAGUUACGAUUCUACCCUAUUUGGUAAUCUCGAUCUUGCGGACCCUCAUUGGAAUCGUUCAUCACCCAUUGAUAUUUUGUUAGGAGCUGAUGAGGUCUGGGAUGUAUUAUCAAUGGGAAAAUUGGAAAAUGAUCAGGGUAAGGUCAUUGCAAUUUCCACUAUUUUUGGUUGGGUGGUAACAUCUGGCAUUCUACCUUGUGAAGGUCAUGCACCUGUUACUUUACUUACACACAAUGAUGGAAAGUAUGUCGUUGAACUUCCAUUCAAAGAAGAUGAUGUUAAAUUCGCUGAAACUUAUGAUGGUGCGCUUGCUCGUUUUAAUGCUACUGAACGCAGACUGUCUAAAAAUCCAAAUCUACGGGCGCAAUAUGUAAAAUUUAUGCAAGAGUACGAAAGUUUGGGCCACAUGCAAGAGCUUUCUCCUGAUGAAAUAGAUGUUCCAGACGGACGGGUAUACUACUUGCCGCAUCACCCAGUUGUUGGGUCGAAAUUAAGGGUUGUUUUUGAUGGAUCUUUCCAAGAUGCUGCUGGUAGUUCUCUGAACAGUAAAUUGUACAUUGGACCGCCUAUACAACGGAACUUAUUUGCAGUAUGCCUUAGAUUUCGCCUAUAUGAAUUUGUAUUUUCCGCCGACAUAAUCAAGAUGUUUCGUCAAAUCUGGGUAUCACAAAGUCACCGCAACUUUCAAAGAAUUUUAUGGAGGGAAACCCCAGAUGAACCACUCAAACAUUUCCAACUAUGUACAGUCACAUAUGGAACUGCCUCUGCGCCUUUCGUUUCAGUUAGAGUACUCGAACAGUUAGCUAUAGAUUAUAAUAAAUCCCAUCCCAACGCAAGUAAAAUCUUAUUGGAGGACUUUUACGUGGACGAUGUCCUGACUGGUGCCUCUUCUGAACGACAAUUAGUACGAUACCGUGAUGAACUCGUUGAUCUUCUACAACAAGCGGGAUUUCAAUUGAGUAAAUGGGUGUCCAAUAGCGAAACACUGAAACAAACUGACCACAAUACACCAAGUUUUUUGAAGGAUGAUGAUAAUUCAACUAAGGUCCUGGGUAUACAUUGGUAUUCUGACGAGGAUCGCAUCGGAUACAAAAUAUGUUUGGGGGAUCCACAACGUGCCACAAAGAGGACGAUUUUGUCCGAUGUAUCCCGAAUCUUUGACCCGCUAGGACUGGUGUCACCGGUUGUUAUAAAAUUCAAGAUUUUAUUCCAAGAAUUAUGGCUUAUGAAUUUGGGUUGGGAUGACCCACUGCCUCCGGACAUAGCGGAAGUGUGGAUGAAGUAUCGUGAAGAUUUACGAAAUCUUGAUAAAUUACGGUUGCCUCGCUUUAUACCAAAUGUCAAUACGAAGUUUACUCUACAUGGUUUCAGCGAUGCAUCCUUGAAGGCUUACUCUGCUGUGAUAUAUUGCCUGGCGAAUGAUGAAAAUGGUAACAUCAAGUUAUCUUUGGUCGCAUCGAAAACUCGUGUCUCGCCGCUUAAGCAGAUUUCAUUACCCAGAUUGGAGUUGUGUGGAGCCUUGCUACUCACUAGACUGAUGAAAUCGGUAAUUUCGUCGCUACCGCAUACGCAUAUUGAGGUACGCGCCUGGUGUGACUCGACUGUAGUGUUAUCUUGGUUAUCCGUGCAGCCGAUCACGCUCAAGACAUUUGUUGGAAACCGUACAGCGGAAAUAUUGGAAAAUCUCCCUAGAAGUGCUUGGGGACACGUUAGUUCGAAGGAAAAUCCCGCUGAUUGCGCUUCACGCGGUCUUAUGGUCGAUCAAUUUCUAAGUCACGACCUGUGGUGGUCGGGACCAACAUUUUUGAAAACUUCGCAACAACCGCAAAGUGAUUCUUCACAGACAACAAUCAACAACAUUGAGGUGGAAGCCGAAAUGAAAACUACAACAACUCACAGCUUUACUACGCGUCAACAUUCUACAGAACAUCCAUUAGAGAGAACUCUAGCAAAUACGUCAAGCUGGUGGAAACUUUUACGCAUCACCGCCUAUGUACGCCGUUUUAUUAACUUACAUGUUCGGAAAAUCAAAAACCCUAACAAAUUUUUGACAUUCGAUGAAAUUGCACAGGCUACGAUAACAUGUCUCAAAAUGGCUCAAGAUUAUUUUUCACCAGAACGAAUUAAACUACAACGUGGAUUGAAUCUCGACAAAAGUUCUCAACUAACAAGACUUUCACCAUACAUUGAUGAACUAGGACUUCUCAGAGUAGGAGGUCGCAUACGACACUCGGAACUUGCCGAUGCAGUUCAACAUCCUAUCAUACUUCCAGGUAAACACAGAAUAUCGAAACUAGUACUUGAGGAACAACAUGUAAGACAUCUACAUCCUGGUGUAUCAACAUUAUUCGUGAUUAUUCGUCAACAAUAUUGGAUUGUUGGGGCUAGAAACCUGAUUCGGCAAAUUACACACAAAUGCUUAAAUUGUUUUAGACAAGCACAACAUGCAACACAGCAGCGAAUGGCUGAUCUUCCCGCAGUUCGAGUUCGACAGGCAUUCCCUUUCCAGAAUACCGGAUGCGAUUACGCCGGUCCGUUUACACUUAAAUUGCACAGUGGAAGAAAUGCUAGAACGUCAAAAGGAUAUAUAUGCUUAUUCGUCUGUAUGGUUACAUCAGCUAUACACCUCGAAUUAUCAACAGACCUAAGUACUGAGUGUUUUCUGGCAGCUCUACGCCGUUUUAUGGCCCGCCGUGGCAAAUGUUCUACAAUAUAUAGUGACAACGGCAAGAAUUUCGUUGGUGCCAAACGAGUUCUGAAUGAAUUAUACCAACAACUACAAGCUGAAGGACACAACGAGAUCAUUCAGGCAACCUUAGCUCAAGAGGGAAUAAAGUGGAUUUUUACUCCACCUUACUCACCACACUGGGGUGGUAUGUGGGAAUCGGGCGUCCGCUCGGUUAAACUACAUUUACGCCGCAUUAUUGGCAACAGUAUCCUGACAUAUGAACAGAUGCACACUCUUCUCGCUCAAGUUGAAGCAGUAGUAAAUUCCAGACCGUUGGGAUAUGCUCCUGACAACGAGACUAGCUAUCUUUCUCCAUCUCACUUCUUAAUUGGCAGGCCAACUACCAUGGUGCCUGAAGGUACUCUUACUGAUCUGAAUCAGAACCGUCUCGACUACUGGCAACAUGUACAAUGUCAAGGUGAUGGUAGCAGUGUCGAAGACCUGAAUGGCUAG
Calliphora vicina (urban bluebottle blowfly) is the source of this 4854-nucleotide messenger RNA. RefSeq lists its product as uncharacterized. Bases 1 to 4854 code for a protein of 1617 amino acids. Gene Ontology annotation, biological process: DNA integration. Gene Ontology annotation, molecular function: zinc ion binding; nucleic acid binding. The record is from RefSeq and is a predicted model, not a curated record. The transcript has 3 exons. NCBI's taxonomy places the organism in Eukaryota, Metazoa, Arthropoda, Insecta, Diptera, Calliphoridae.